Messenger RNA from Cylas formicarius (sweet potato weevil), 445 nucleotides. RefSeq lists its product as uncharacterized. The record is from RefSeq and is a predicted model, not a curated record. NCBI's taxonomy places the organism in Eukaryota, Metazoa, Arthropoda, Insecta, Coleoptera, Brentidae. Bases 75 to 389 code for a protein of 104 amino acids. The transcript is spliced from 2 exons.
AAUCAUUCGCCGCCCGGAAGUUAUAUUAUUCAUAAAUAUAACAAAACACGUAUAAAAACUGGCCUUCGUUCGCCAUGUUUAGAUCAUAUCAGAUUAUUCCCCAGCACACCCGCAAAAUGCAUUUUGGAAACUGUUUCAUAGCCCUCUCGGCUGCAUUGCUACUGACCGAAUGCCAGUCGCAAUAUCAGUCGGCCUACGCUCCCUUUCCUCAACUUGACGUGUCUUCUCCGGGUUUCGGAUUUCCCGGACGUUUUCCUUCCAUGAGGCGCCAUUUCAAUCCGUUCGACAACGUCUACAACGAGGAAGGUCGUAAACUAACCUGCAGGAUGGUCUGCAGCGAAACCGCAAUCGAAAAGGCCUCCAGUUCCUCCGAAGAGAAACAGUCCUAAUGAGUUUGCCGCACAUACGAAUCUGACUAAAGAUCAAUAAAAUAUUGCCCAACUUC